Anthostomella pinea is the source of this 2217-nucleotide messenger RNA. The record is from the annotation of a GenBank genome assembly. NCBI's taxonomy places the organism in Eukaryota, Fungi, Ascomycota, Sordariomycetes, Xylariales, Xylariaceae.
AUGAGCGCACAAGAGGCGAACAGCACUGAUCCCAACUUCCUGAAGAUCCCUUUCAGCCAAAGAUGGGAACCCCACAAGGCUACGAUCAGCAGUCUAUACGCUGAUAAUGAAAUCGACGUAUACCAUUUCAAGAAAUGGAACAUCUCCAAGAGCAUCCCUUCAUCGAUCAAAGACCAGGCAAUCAAGACCAUUCGCAAGCGAACGCGCGAUGGCAAAGCCACCGGGGGUGUCAAGUUCAAUGGAGAGGAUAUCGACAAGAAGAGGCUUCGGCGUCAUCUAAAUGACACAUCCAGGAGGAACAUUGAGUGGCAGCUUUCCGGCACAGUCUUUGCGCACUGGAAUCUGCCUUACAAGGCUUUACAAGCCACCUCCACCACCGAAGUCGGUGCCCCUUCACCUUUCGGUAGAGACUGGGCAUCACCGAUGGGUAUUGUCGCCUUCAGCCCACAGGGCCCCCUGAACGGUCCUUCACCAACCAAUGCUCCCUCGCCCUUGAAUGCUCCAACGCCAACGACUCUGGCCAUAAGGGUCAAGAUAUUUGAUGAUAGAGCUAGAUAUCUCAUCCAAGGUAUGAACGAAAAGUUCCUGAAGGACAUGCCGACUUCAGAGAGAAGACUUGCAACCACAUGGUUGUUCGCCUUCAGAACAUCCAAAUACUGGGGUAAGGGUCCGAUGCAGUGGACGCCGUACCUUCUCGGUUUUUUGGACUUUAUGGACGCCAAUACGUCGGCCAAUACCCCUGCUGCAAUCGACGACGCGAGCCCAAGCAACACGGAGCCAAACCGGAUUGGAGGAACGCUCGCUCAAGGAUCUCUACGCCCGUCCCCAUUGUGCUCCUGGAGCAUACACUGUGAUACACCGCGCUAUGUCCGCAUUCCGUCACCUCCAUCAUCAGAAGACGGUGAGAGCGACCUCGACCUCGACCCCGACAAUGCGGAAAGUUGGCACCGGUGGAGUCCUGCUGAGGCAGAUGCUUCCAACUUGACCAGCCGGCUCCAACAAGCUCUUCAGUUUAACAUGUUCAGCAACAUCGACACCAAGGACUUACCGCUUUCAACUACACAAGUCAUCAAAGCGGUCUCAUGCUCACCCGAUGCUCUUAGUACGGAAGCUAUUGGGUUUGCCAUGAUGGCCCGUAACGUGGAGCUCCUAGAAAACUUGCUCGGUGGGACUGACUCGAGUCGAUUGGACAUGACGAGGCUUUUCCCCUUCCACCUGGCUGCAACUCAUCUUGACGGAGCCACGACCUGCUGCAACUUGAUCAGCUUUUCUAUGGGGGCCAUGGCAGGCCGAAACCUUAUCAAGAACCUCUACGUCAACGACCUUGGACACACCGUUCUGGAUAGCUUGAUGAUUACCGUCCUCAAGGGACACACAUCGUGUGCUCCGUACAUGGUUGACGAAGGUAUGAAGAAAUCACAACGCUUUCCCGGAGAAGAUGUGGAUGUCUGUGGCCGUUGGGAUGCCGACUCGCCUUGCAUUCGGGCUCUCAACGCGAAAGGCACUGCCAGGAUUAUCUUCUCGUGGAAGCACAUGUUUUACCACACUUCGGCACAGGCUGUGUGUCACUCCAUUGCUGCUAUCUUCAACGUGGACUAUUCGCCUGACAUCAACACUCCCAGUGGUUUGUUCAUCAGGUAUUGUUCAACAUGCAACGAGAGGCUGCAGCCCUCCCCACUCCACACACUUGUCCUGACCACCUUCUACCUCGCCCAGUACGGCUGCCAAGGAGAGAACCUUCUCGGAGCUCUAGCUUGCCUGGUCUGUCUCCUUGCAUACGGCGCAGACCCAUUGGCGAAGGCCGAAAUUUCUGUCGAAGAACUGCUGGGCAACGAUGCUACGGACCGAUGUAACCACACCCAGCUCGACCCCCUCGAGCUUGGCGAGCAGGUUCCAAUGGUCAUCAAGGCGGCCUGGCCAGCCGAGCGUGACCCUGCUCUACGACAUUCAUGGCGCAAUCAAUCGGACGUCAACUUCGACUUCGGUGGAUUCGAUGCCGGUCACGGUUACGGAGGCUUCCCCUUCGGGUAUGAACGCGAGCUUUGGGAAGAAGCCAACACAGCCGACGACGGCGACAGCGAAGACAAUGACGAUGGUCCUUCCAAUGUCUGCGACCACGCAGGGGACAGUCCGAACUUCUAUGGCGGGAGUAGCGGGCUCGGUACCCUCUGGGCCGCCAUACAAACGGAGCUCCUGACCUAUCGCCGACUGGAGUAA